UGAAAAAGUUAUCAAGAUUAAUACAACUACAACUUUGCAAAUGAAUUUAUAUAAAAAAUAAAAAACAAAUAUAAAAUAUUAAAAAAAAAGUAAUAAAACUUGAGUUAAAUUCUCUAACUAAAAUAAAGAAAAUUAAAAUUCUCUAUAUAAAAGAAUAUUACAAGAAAAUUUUGUACGCAGUUUAAAAAUUAACGUCGUUUUAAAAACAACUUACAAAAUUUAAAUAACUUAUUUAAAAUAAUAAGAAAAAAAAACAUUUUGUGCUUAAAAAACUUAAAAAAUAAAAAAAUCCUUCAAAACGGCUGCUUUAAACUUAUUAAAACAAAACAGAUUUUGUUUUUUAAAAAACAUCAUUAUUUGAUAUUGUUAACGAUAAAUGGAGAAAAUUGAACAACAAUUUCAUAUGAGUUCUUCCUUCUUCCUCCAUGAGUAUCCUGAGAGUUUUAUGUGCCUGAUCAACAAGAUGCUGUUAAAAGUUGAGAAUACUCUAUUGCGUAGUCAUCGUCAGCGAGAGACCACCGGUAUUAAGAAACUCUACAAUUCGUUUUUUGUAUUGUUUUAAUUGGUUUGUGGUAAAAACAAAUUUACACCCGUCUCUUUGUUGCCGGUCAUAAGAAAUAAUUUGUAUUAAACUUUAAACGUAUAAUCAUUAUAAAAAUAUAAAAUAAAUAUAAAACUUAACAAAACUAAACAGAAAAGAAAGAAAAAUAUAACUUAAAACCUAAAUAAAAGUUAAAAAAAAAAGUUCGAUAAAAAAAAAACUUCCUUAUCGAAUUAUAGAAAAAUUGUGAAAAAUUAUCUUGUAAGUUUGUUAGUUGAAAAUGUAAAUUUAAUAACAACUAUUAAACAAAAUAUUAAAGAAAACGCCUUUUAGAAAAGUUACUGUGCUUCUUUUGUUGUAUAAAAUUGCCGCUUCAAACUUAAUCCUUGGAAAAAAUUCUCUUUCUAACUUAAAAUCUAAAGAGCCUUUUUUAAAGUGCUCUAAGAUUGUGUUUCAUCAAACGAAUGGCUCUAUCGCUGGUUGCUUCCCUGCCACAUCAUCAAUCCAGUUAUUUUGAUAUACAAUCUUUUUUGGAUCCUUAUUCUUUGGAAACUCAUAACGACACUCAAACCUCUUCGAAUUAUAUGAGUGCAAAUCAAUCGUUUAAUCAACAGCAGCACCAGCGUUCUACGAAAAUUCUUUUAAACAAUUACCACAACACCGAUUUAAUGGAGUUUAACAAUAGUUCUAAUAAUCUACAACCAACUUCAGCACUACAGCAGCAGAAUAAUAGUCAGUUAACAACAAAUAUUGCACAGCAACUUUCUAAUACAACAAAUCGCAAUUUAAUGAGUGGUUUUCAUCAUCAACAUUUUGGUGCCGAAUAUGAACCAGUUAUAACAUUUGUUGACUCUCCCCCAAAUUCUGAAGAGUCUUGGCCGGACGAUCAAUCGAAAGAUUCGCCAGGUCCACAGAUAAUUGACGUCCAAACUAUAUAUUCAAAUAGUGGAUCACGUAAAAGACGAAUGGAUUGGGAUCCUUUGGAUAUCGCUCAGAGUGAAAGCACUGCUUCUACACAAACUGGCGAGUUACCAGCAAAAAUUUCAACACAUCAAUUAUUAGAAAAGGAUAAAUAUAAAAAGGAGCGAUUAAGCAGUGGUCGUGGCACUUGGGGCGAUGAUAUUGGUUUUGAUUUAAAUGCGGAAUUUAAUAGUAAUUCCUAUUUGAAUAAUGAAUCCUUUAUGACAUUUGCAUCUGGCUUACCCACCGCCCUUAAGCAAGAACCUCAAACUGAUCAAUUGAAAAUCAAUAAAAGUUCAUUGAACAUUCAUCAACAAGAUCCGGGUAAUUUAAAUAUUUCAACCAAAAAUGAUAAGACACUGACAACGGCAGAUGGUGGUCAUAUAGAAACAUCAACCGAAAAAGUGAACAAAAAUGAUUUGAUUGACAGUCAUCAUUGCAUUUUGGAUCAAAACUCAAAUGAAAACAAGGGAAAUAAUCAAAAUAGCAACGAUCAGGCACGCAACUCUUCUGUGACACAUCAGCUUUUAACCGUAGUUGAUGCCAGUAAAAUUGAGCAAAUACCCACAGGACGCGACGCGACUGCAACAUCCACAACUUCCAAUUGCGAUGAUUAUAAAUUUCAGUACAUAUUAGGUGCUGCCACCUCUAUUGCCACGAAAAAUAAUGAAGACACACUAACCUAUUUGAAUCAGGGACAAAGUUAUGAAAUAAAACUAAAGAAAAUCGGUGACUUAUCCUUGUACAGAGAUAAAAUCUUAAAGAGCGUAAUUAAAAUAUGUUUCCACGAACGUCGUCUACAGUAUAUGGAACGUGAACAGAUGCAACAAUGGCAGGCCUCACGUCCCGGUGAACGUAUUAUAGAAGUUGAUUUACCCUUAUCCUAUGGUCUGUGUCACGUUUCACAACUUUUAAAUCCAAAUUACUUAAAUACGGUGGAGAUCUUAUGGGAUCCCUUGAAAGAGGUGGGAGUUUAUAUUAAAGUCAAUUGUAUAUCUACUGAGUUUACACCGAAAAAACACGGUGGCGAAAAGGGUGUACCAUUUAGACUACAAAUUGAGACAUAUGUUGAGAGUUCAAAUACUAAUAACUUGAAUAAUAAUACUGUGGUGACAGGGAAUAAAUCUCCUUUAGGGGUACCAGCUGGAAAUUCACCCUCACAAGCGGGUAAUUUAACGCCAAAUAGUUCGGUACUGAGUCUUGGUGUCGAAGCAUCCUAUCCAUGCUGCAGCGGGCCAAAGAAAGGGAAGGGGGGGGGGGAAAAAAGGGAGGAGGAGGGGGGGAGGGAGGAACGAACGAACGAACGAGUUUUCAAAUUAAAAGGUGCCGAUCGUAAACACAAACAAGACAGAGAAAAAAUCCAAAAGCGACCACAAUCGGAACAAGAUAAAUUCCAACCCAGCUACGAGUGUACAAUUAUGACAGACAUACCAUUGGAAUUAAUAGCGCCAGCAACAAAUACCAAUACAAAUGGCUGCUUUAGUCCAGAAUACAUGAAAGUUUGGCCAAAUUCUCCUGUACAUAUGCCCAAAUAUGAUGGUAUAAUACCAUUUACUAGUGCCUCACCAAAUGCCAACGCUAGUCCUAUAGCUAUAAAUAGUGUUUCCUCAACAAAUUCAACAAAUCUUAAAAUAAUGGAUCCAAACAGUAUGGUUAAUACACCAAACAUGCUCUCGGAUAUCGAUGAAUAUAAUUCAAUAACUAUUAUGCCUGAAUCUACACCGGCACAAGUUACUCACUGGUUAACCUAUCAUCGUUUAACUUCAUACUUAUCAACAUUUGCCCAUUUUUCGGGAGCCGAUAUUAUGAGAAUGUCUAAAGAAGAUUUAAUUCAAAUCUGUGGUCUUGCCGAUGGCAUACGCAUGUUUAAUAUUUUAAGAGCCAAAGCCAUAACCCCACGUUUAACUUUCUACGUUAGUUUAGAUGGGAAUAAUUUUAAUGCCGUUUAUCUUAUAUCUAAUACAUCUAAAGAACUAUCACAAAAACUUUUUAAACUUCCAGGAUUUUAUGAAAUUGUAGCCAAAAGUUCAGCACAUAAUGGCGGUGCUGUGCCCGCUACUGGCGGUUGUAACAACACCCUAAUGGACAAUUCAACACCAUUUCAUUCUUGGGGCAUGCAUUCGAAAUAUUCGGGCAGUGGUUCGAAUAUCUUCAAUGAUGUCAAUAAUAAAAGUUUAAUUUAUGUUACCGGUCCCGCUGGUAUACAUGUGGCCGUUACCGAUGAAGUUUUGAAUAAUGAAAUACGUGAUGGUAGUUUAUAUGGUCUAGAAGUACAAAAUGGAAAAGUUAUUAUGAAAUUAAUCAAUAAAAAUGAAAAUUAGUUAGUUGUAAAUAAUUGUACGUGCAAGAAAAAUGCAUUUAUGUUUUAGAAUUUCUUUUUUACGAAAAUGACUGUUAUAAAAAAUCGUACACUGCAUUUCGAUAUUAUAUAAUGAAAUUACUUUGCAAACAUUUAUUUCAUAAGAAAAAAAGACAAAUUAUUUAUUUUAUUGAAAGAAUUUCUGUUAAUUAUUAAUUAUUAUUCUUUUCUUUUAAAACUUUUUUGAAAAAUUAUUGCAAGUAGUUCUUUAGAUGUAAAAAAUUUCCCAUUAAUGUAAAUAAAAUUUUUCUUUCUUUUUUUUAAUUUUAGGUUUUGUUUAAAGAAUUAAUUACAAAUGUUAUAAUUUAAAACUUUAGUUUAACAGGGAGCUUGUAAAAAAGAAAUUUAUUAAAUUUCAUUAACAUAUUUAUAAGAACUCCUUAAUUUUUAUAUAGAGCUGCAGCGGUAGAAUGUUUAAGGAGUUGUAAUAAAUUCCAAUAAUUCUCUUAAUUCUCAUAAUAUUUAACUUGUGCCCGAUCAUUUAUAAUUUUGAGAUUUUUCCUUCGUUUAAAUUCGAAUUAUUUUAAGGUUUUGUUUAUGUUGAAAUAUUUUUUCUUAUUUAGUUUAUAGUUUAAUAAUAUUAUGUAAUAAAAUCUAACUUUUGUAAAUUAUUUUAAGUAUUAGAACAAAAAAUAUAAUAAUAAAAAUGCAGACCGUAUUUAAAAGUACUAAGCAACAACAAUGUAUUUACAAAGUAAAGAAAAUUUUACAUCUGUUAACCACUAGCAACGUUUACCAAAAAUAUGGAAUAAGUUACACUAACUUUUUCUAAUAUAUGUAUGUAAAUGUAAGUAACGUUAAAAAUGUUUUUAAAAUAAUAAAGACAAGGAAAGGCCUGCGAAAUGUG
This is a messenger RNA of Lucilia sericata (common green bottle fly), 4707 nucleotides long. RefSeq lists its product as uncharacterized. NCBI's taxonomy places the organism in Eukaryota, Metazoa, Arthropoda, Insecta, Diptera, Calliphoridae. The record is from RefSeq and is a predicted model, not a curated record. Gene Ontology annotation, molecular function: RNA polymerase II cis-regulatory region sequence-specific DNA binding; DNA-binding transcription activator activity, RNA polymerase II-specific. Gene Ontology annotation, cellular component: nucleus. Gene Ontology annotation, biological process: regulation of transcription by RNA polymerase II.